Molecule: messenger RNA, 549 nt
Organism: Ipomoea nil (Japanese morning glory)
Lineage: Eukaryota; Viridiplantae; Streptophyta; Magnoliopsida; Solanales; Convolvulaceae
Exons: 2
Coding region: 1-549 (182 amino acids)
Molecular function (GO): nucleic acid binding; RNA-DNA hybrid ribonuclease activity
Source: RefSeq, a predicted model, not a curated record
AUGAAUGAAGAGAAAUCGGCGAACUUGCAGACCACGAACACAUCUACCAGCACUGCCACGGAGAGAUGGUCACGACCGAGUAGAGGAAUGCUGAAGCUAAAUACGGAUGCGGCUCUACAGAAUAGCUCCAGUUCAAUGGGCCUUGGUUGGGUUUUAAGAAAUGAUGAAGGCAGGUUCUUGGCUUGUAAGAAUAUGUGCAUGCAUAGCAAUUAUACGGUGAAGGAAGCUGAGGCACUGAGCGUAAGGGAGGCUCUAAGUUGGCUACUGGGCAUAGGCAUGGGAAAUGUGGAAGUUGAAAUGGAUUCCCAAAUUGUUUUUAAUGUUUUGCAUUCGUCUUCGUUUAGUUCUUCUUUUGGUUUAUUAGUUGAUGACGUUAAAGAGUUAGCAGCCACGAUUGGUGGUGUUGAAUUCUUUUAUGCUAGAUGGAAUGCGAAUUGUGCCACCGACACUGUUGCGCGGGGGGCUUUUCUGUGUCAGAUUGUGGGGAGUGGUUUUAUACACCCCCGCACUUCCUUGUUAAUUGUCUUUGACUAUGACUUAAUGAAUUAG